Cyphomyrmex costatus is the source of this 948-nucleotide messenger RNA. RefSeq lists its product as uncharacterized. The record is from RefSeq and is a predicted model, not a curated record. Lineage: Eukaryota; Metazoa; Arthropoda; Insecta; Hymenoptera; Formicidae. The coding region runs from base 47 to 625 and encodes 192 amino acids. The transcript has 4 exons.
AUUAUCAAAUGUUGCAUCCGAUCUACAUAAUUCAGUGCAUCAAGACAUGAAAGAAAAGGAAAACAUUUCGCUACUAAAAAAUUCUGAAGACAAUUCGAUGAACGAAGUACUGUUUUAUCCCAGUCUUCAGUUUACAGAUGACUCGAUUGAUGCUGAAGCAAAUAAUGUCCUGCAGAUCGUAGAGACAAAUGAAAUGAUCCCUACAGAUCCUUUACAAAUUGACCUUAAUGAAGAUACGAUGAUAGAGAACGAAGCAUCUAAUGCUAAUGUCUACGCCACUGAAGCUACACAAUCAGUUUUAUUGUCUACUAUCAAUGACAAUGAUUGCUUGGACGUUCCUUCUGAUAUCCCAGAUGUUUUUAAAAAGACAUUAUUUUGGCCCCGUACAAAUAAUUCAGCAGCGAAGAAACGUGCUGUAAAAGUCAAAGUACCUUCAGUGGCCACUUCGGUAGCCUGGCAAGAAUAUCACCGAGCGAAAGAAACAGAGAAAAGUCAACGUCUAAUUGCAGUCGAAGAGAGAAAAAGAAAACGUCAAGAAAUGGCUGAGAAAAAAAAAACAAGAAGCAGAGGAAAAGAAAAGGCAAAAAAUGUUGCAACGAGUCGAAAAAGCUACCAAAAAAAAUAAUAACUCAAGCAACCAAACAAAUCUAUUAAUGUUCAAUUUUUCCCCAAUUUCAAUCUCCAAAGACAGAAUCCACACACGUUGCUCAAGCUUCGAGAUGGUCAUAAGCUAGUGCUUAAGAUGUCAUGAAUCAAUUAGAGAACCAUAUUAGCAUCUUAAAACAUUGCUUGAGACGGUCUUGAAAUUAAGAACGCAUUAUGAAUACCGGCUUAAGCAAUAAAACGUAUUCGCCGGUCACUAACAAUAAAUGAUACAUUCGAUCCAAUGCACCAGUCACUAACAGGAACAGACGACGGUAUUACAAAUAGGGUAAAAUUAAAAUCAAG